AUGAGCGACUCUAGCCAACACAUCGAUUUUAAACUUUACCGAUAUACACCUUCUGUCGCGGCCGCUGCGAUCUUCAUCGCCUUGUUUAUCAUAACGACUGUCUUCCAUCUUUGGCAGCUUAUCAGAAGCCGCUCUUGGUACUUCAUUGCAUUCAUCCUGGGAGGAAUAUUCCAGAUAAUUGGAUAUAUAGCACGGGCUUUGUCACAUGCGAACACCGAGAGCGUGCCCAUCUAUUCAAUUCAAACAAUCCUCAUUCUAUUGGCCCCCCCGUUAUACGCUGCAUCUAUCUAUAUGGUUCUUGGGAGACUGAUUGUGCAUCUUCGUGCCGAAAGUUACAGCAUGGUACCAUUAAAAUGGAUGACUGGCAUUUUCGUCACGGGUGAUGUGAUAGCAUUUGUGAUGCAGGCAGCAGGAGGAGGAAUCAUGGCGAGCGGUACGAUCGAUGCAAUGAAAUCCGGAGAACAUAUUACGAUAGGUGGUCUAUGUGUUCAACUGGUAUUCUUCACAUUUUUCGUGCUCACAUCGGUUAUUUUCCAUGUCCGCAUCCGCUCAGGUCCGACGCAGCAGGCGGUUGAAGCGAGACAAGACCACGGCCUGUGUAUCGUCCGCAGCUGGGAGUCCGUUCUUUGGGGACUGUACAUUGCCAGCAUUCUGAUUUUAAUACGAUCGGUCUUUCGUCUCAUCGAGUAUGCACAAGGAAAUGAUGGCUAUCUUAUCAGCCACGAAGCAUUCAUGUAUGUUUUUGACGCGACAUUGAUGUUCUUUGCGAUGGUGGCGAUGAAUGUGCUUCACCCGUCCGUGAUAUUGUCCUUGACCCAUAAAGCUGGUCGCGGGUCGAUGGAGGCUUUGAGAUCUCUCUAG
Penicillium longicatenatum is the source of this 861-nucleotide messenger RNA. Its product is annotated as RTA1 domain-containing protein. The record is from RefSeq and is a predicted model, not a curated record. The transcript is spliced from 3 exons. Lineage: Eukaryota; Fungi; Ascomycota; Eurotiomycetes; Eurotiales; Aspergillaceae. Gene Ontology annotation, cellular component: membrane. The coding region runs from base 1 to 861 and encodes 286 amino acids.